AUGGCGACCGCUGUACUUGGAUUAUGCCUCGUUCACGCGGCUGUGGCUGCCCGUAGCGAUGAAGCGCCGCCACUGUACCUGCGCACAACUGUAGACAUUGUGUUGGUUGUGGCGGGUAUGGCAUUUGCGAUGGUUGGUACUGGCAUUUUCGUCGCAUACGUGAGCAUCACAUCCAGUCGACGAACGAAAGCGUUGACGACAGCAGCGUCUACGCAAUCGACACACGGGGACUCUGGGGCACAUGCUAACGACAUGCCGCUCCUAUCGGACCUUGAUUUGUAUCACGUCGACCCACGGAAUGACGUCGCGCCGUUGUAUCCACAUCAGUUGUUGCGCCGUGAAACUCCAUUGCUGGAACGGUGCGGCUCGUCCACCGUAAGCGACUACCAAAUGGCCAACGAGACAGAGCUGAAGCCGCUAACAUUCGAAGUCGAGACCCAGCGAUUCAACGUUCAGAUGCGAUCGGCGCACCCCAUCCAAACCGCCGACAGGAGGUUCAACAUCAAAUUAAAAGACUAGUGGGCUUUAGCGUGUUGGCCACAGUCGUACCACAUAACGUCAACAUAUAUUUUCACGUGGAAUGGAUGGAAGUGAACCAGUAUGCCACGUUAUGCCUGCGUAAAG
Messenger RNA from Aphanomyces astaci, 624 nucleotides. RefSeq lists its product as hypothetical. The transcript has a single exon. NCBI's taxonomy places the organism in Eukaryota, Oomycota, Saprolegniomycetes, Saprolegniales, Verrucalvaceae. The record is from RefSeq and is a predicted model, not a curated record. The coding region runs from base 1 to 519 and encodes 172 amino acids.